AUCCUCCUGCUAGUGCGUGUGGUACGUAUGUGCUGUGUUCUGAAGAACGGUGCCAUUGAAAAAUAUCUACAUUUCGUGUUUUCGCGUUUAAGUUUUCUACUAAAAUGUAUUGAUUUGUGACAGAAAACCGUCUCACACUCGAUGAAACCACGAUCGAAACCCGUACCGUCAGAAAGUGAGAGCUGGAGGUGUUUGACUCAGUCGUACGAACAGUGGGGCGAUACGUAAACAAUUUUUCUCAAAUCGGAACAGGAAUUGAUCCGGCGAUAUUCGUCGGUGGAAGAGCAGAACCCAUUCUGAAGUUGACAAAUGAUAUCAACUGGAUAAAAAUGUUCCAUCAUCCUCGAAAUUGGCUGUGAUAGGUAUCUGACUGUAUGCAUAACUCAUCCGAACAAGCAACGUUUCGAGUCAAAUACUAGUUAGUAAGAGUUGUUGAUUCCGAAGAAAGAAAACAACGCGUCUGUUCGAAAAAAUGGAAAUGUCAGAACUUCCAGAAGCAAAGGUAUCCAGCUGCAGUAAACCUUUUCAGUGUUCGGAAUGUAACAAACAGUUCCGGCAGCUGAGCACAUUGACAAACCAUAUGAAAAUACACACUGGUGAUAAACCUUACAAAUGCACAAUAUGCUCGAAAGAAUUUCGCCAAACUACGACCCUGUCCAAUCAUAUAAAAAUUCACACGGGGGAGAAGCCAUUUCAUUGCACUUACUGCGGCAAACAGUUCCGUCAAUUGAGUACACUAUCUAAUCAUCUUAAAAUCCAUACUGGAGAGAAACCCUACGAAUGCUCAGUCUGUGGAAAACAGUUCCGGCAGAGCAGUACGCUGAACAGCCACAUCAGGAUUCACUCGGACGACAAGUAUUCUGUGAAACCCUUCAAAUGCAGCGUCUGCCCCAAGGAAUUCCGCCAGACUACAACCCUGUCAAACCACCUGAAAAUUCACACCGGUGAAAAACCCUACAUUUGUACAUAUUGCAAUAAAAGUUUUAGACAGACAGGAACGCUCUCAAACCACUUGAAAAUUCAUACCGGAGAAAAACCUUACGAAUGCUCUGUGUGCCGAAAACAGUUUCGACAGUCCAGUACGCUGAAUUCUCACAUUCGAAUCCACGCGGAGGACAAGAUAUGUAAAACAUCUUCAUCUCCUCUGCCGACAACAGUGACAACGAUUACCAUGAAGCUCGACGAAAUGAAGCCUCCGCUUUACACCAUCAUUUAGGCAUAAACAAUUUUUUUCAAGCGCAACAACUAUCCGAACUAGGAAAAACUUCAGUUACUGAAAAAAUGCAAUUUAUGUUAUUCUGUUAAAUUUUGCAUCGAAAUCAAUGGUCCCAGUCAACCGAAUUGAUAAUCACAACCCUAAAGUUUUCUGCGUGCACUGUUGCACUCGGAACUUGAAGACAGAAAACAAAAACCGCGGACAAUAUCAUGAGCCUCAUUUUCAUUUACCAUUAGCCUUAAUAAAUUGCGUCGGGAUCCUACAAUAAUAAUAGCAUACCCAAUCAGCUUGCAGUGGCAUUAAUUUGGCCCCUCCUUACCGUUCGGCUGCGAACUUAGGUUUUCCGAACGAUUGUAGUCUUGUCGGAGUUGAGAAGACAUUAACCAAACGAGCGUCACAGAUGUUGGCACUGUUGGAAAACAUCGGUCAUUAGAGAUGCUACGUGACGCUGAUAAAAAUCGUCGAGAAUUCGUUUGUGGAAGGAGCAAAUGCACAGACGCGAUUCGUUGAUCAGCUUGUUCGUAAAUUGGGUAGUAGCAAUUGAUCUUCACUGACAUCGUUGAAAUCGGAAAUGAGCUGAGAAAAUGACAGUCUUGUUUGUGAGAAUGCGAAUAGGGAUGCUCAAUAUGUGGAUUUUUCAUUUAAAUUAAAACUUAAAACCAGGAAGCACAGAAGCAGUUGAUUGCAAAGACUGCAAGACCUGUCCGUCUGUUUGUAAAGCGAAUGUUUAUUGGAAGAGAAAAUUUAGCUUAUUUCUACGCAAGCGGUCUGCACGUAGAUCGUGUGACAAAAGUGGUAUGCUAUUGCUCAAGAUUUUUGAAGUUGUAGAAGACUAAAUUCAUAUGAACCAUUUAAAAUUUGAUGUUGUGUUUGGAAACGUUAAACUCAACGGCUUGCUUUCAUUGAAUUGGCUUUGUUCUGCGAGCAGUACAAGUCUCUGUCGCACCACGAACCCAAAUCGGAAAAAUGAGGCCAAAAAUGUUUUGAUCUUGAGGAACGUUUCGUCAAAUUUGUGCUUCGUGGAAUUGUACUUUUUUGAUAAGUGUUUUAAAAAAUUCCUUCAAAAUGUCGUAAAACAUCAAGUUGUUUGAGAUGUUAUUUUUGGAGACAAACGAAUAUUUCAAAGUAAGUUUUGAAAAUGACCUUGAAGUCCAUAAAGUUUUACCCCGCUCGAAACACUGUCAAAAAGAGCAACUUUCCUCCCCAUUGACCAUCCCUACCGCAUAGCACUUAUAGAUAGGGCGAGAUUGAAGUAAAGACGGAUGAUCGAAUAUUUCGGGAUGAUAUUGAACUUUUUUCAUGCCAAACCUGAUUGAGGAUUGCGCUGCGGUCUCUCUCUGAUCGACAACUUGGACAAAACAAGUUGUUCAGCUUAAAAGAUGUCAGCCGCGCAGGUAGAUAGGCAGGACAACAUCGUCGUUACUGAUGGUGUCAGUGAAGAGAAGAAAAAAAGCAACAUUAGCGAUAAAAGUAAAUGAAAGCAAGAGUGGAAACGUACAUAUAUCUCCUACCUGGUUCAUAAUUAUAUGAUUAAAACAAUAUAAAUUACGAACAGCAAAUUACUGUACCGUAUGUUAUUAUCCACGAUAGCAAUUAUUAAAUGAAAUUUUGAUUAAACGUAAUCUGAGAUCAAGCUGAAGAAGCAAAAUGCAGCAAAUCGGAUCCAAAUUCAACCUGCGAAAAAAAAGGAAUCAGUCUGUAAGUACUCCAUCAGCGAUAGCUCCUCUCGGAGAAGAUACACGUGAUAUACAAGGAAUGGUCGGGUAAUAAAGUCAUUAGGGAUUGUGGUCGUGUAAAUAUACGGGCCUAAGCGAUAUUUUGAGGCAAGCAGCGAGGAGUGGCUUCCACAACGGAACAUAACAUAUAUGUACGUACCGGUAUAUUAAUUUAUUAACCAUCAAUCAACGUACCGUAAUCAGGUGCAGAUCAGCUAUUGCCGGAAAAGAGGGUUGAGCAAAUUAAUUUUUAGCUACACAGACACAGAAGAAAAAAAACAAAAUUCAGCUUAACUGGUCGAAACGAUUGGAUCAGGUAUGGGGCAGUGAUGAUCAUUGAAGCAAGUCAAGGGAAUCAAGUUUUAAGAAAACUUCUCAAAUACAGGAAUAUUGACUCCGAAUUUCGGCAGAACAUGGAGGGUAAACUGGCUGAACUUUGUAGUGCAAGAGAGCGUAUAGGCGUAAUCGCUAUAUAUUCUGCUAAAACGAAGGUAUACAUAUUAUGUGAAUAAUAAAUGUUUUUUUUUAUUGAAAAGAAA
This is a messenger RNA of Topomyia yanbarensis, 3470 nucleotides long. Its product is annotated as gastrula zinc finger protein XlCGF8.2DB-like. The transcript has 9 exons. The coding region runs from base 473 to 1216 and encodes 247 amino acids. Gene Ontology annotation, molecular function: RNA polymerase II cis-regulatory region sequence-specific DNA binding; DNA-binding transcription factor activity, RNA polymerase II-specific. Gene Ontology annotation, cellular component: nucleus. Lineage: Eukaryota; Metazoa; Arthropoda; Insecta; Diptera; Culicidae. Gene Ontology annotation, biological process: regulation of transcription by RNA polymerase II. The record is from RefSeq and is a predicted model, not a curated record.